Messenger RNA from Acanthocheilonema viteae, 3252 nucleotides. NCBI's taxonomy places the organism in Eukaryota, Metazoa, Nematoda, Chromadorea, Rhabditida, Onchocercidae. The record is from the annotation of a GenBank genome assembly.
AUGACACUAGCAAUAUCUGAACGCAGUUUCCAAGCGAUAGGAUAUGAAUUAUCAACAAAUCUAGCUGAAUUACCAAUCGAUUUACAUUGUCGUCUUGCCAGCGCUUUAAAUUUUCAAACUGUAUGGAUGAAAAUAAUUGGCGACUCGACAAGCAGUCCAUUCAGUUUAGAAUAUCGAGCUGGGAAAAAAGGUCAAAUGAUAGUAGGGAGGAUACGCAGCGCGUUUCGUCCAAAAGUAAAGAAAAAGGGUGUUUCGGAAUAUGAUCGUAUUUUACGAACCAAGAAUCAAGGAUCGUCACUUUUAUACUUAUGGGGCAAUCGUGGACAGACUAUAAAACUCUUGCUGCGAAGGCUUCAAUCAUUUUCUAAAAUGCAUGGGACAUGUAUGGAUGGACCUCAAUUGGCAUUAAGACGCAAAUUCGUGCCGGUAACGUGGUCGGCUAAAGAACAGGUCACGAUUAGAGUGAUGGGUACUGAUAACUGCAUGCUGCAGCUUUUUUGCCAUGCUCGUGGUUUUCCUUGGCCUCAUUUCCAGUGGAUGGAAAAUGAUGAGGAUAUAGACGGUUCGAACGGAAAAGCACUUGUUAUUUCCAAAUGCAGAUGUCGAAGAGGAUUGAUGUACAGAUGUAGAAUAUGGAAUGAAAUUGAAGACGGCUUCGAAUAUUCGACAUUUUACCGGAAACCAGGCAAAUCAUUUCACUCAAAAUUAACGACGGAUCCAGUGGACUUGUCAUUAUUCAUAAGUGCCGAUGUGAAAGCUCAAAAUUUAAAAUGGGCAUUGUCUUCAUGCGUGAAUGAUUUUGCAUGGUUUUGUGUUGCAGCAGACUCCUGCGAGCGAUGUGCCAAAUAUAACGAUUUGACUUUAUCAACUGAUUUCUGCAGAACUAAGCAAAACGAAGGCGAUAUAGGCGGUUGGAACGCAGAACUAAUCGCUACAGAUAAAGUUGCAUUAAUUAUAAGCAACUGUAACUACACCAAUUUACCGAGCUUGGUCACACCUCACUGUGAUGCCGAAAUGUUUGCAGAGUCCUUGCAAAAUCUUGGUUUCAAAACUGUUGCUCUUGGAGAUUUAAAUCUUGCUGAAAUGCACUUCUUUAUCACAGAAUAUCGCAAACUUCUUGGUGAUGGAGUAUAUGCUGUGUUUUACUUUGUUGGUCAUGGUUUUGAAAGAAAUGGAAAAAAUUAUCUACUGGCGGUAGAUGCACCAGCUGUUGACUGCAGAAUGGCUGAUUGUGUUUCUGUUGAAUGGAUUCUCUCAGUUUUCGAAGAUUCACAUCCAGCUUUAAAUCUAAUACUUCUCGAUGUUUGUCGAAAAAAUGUGAAAUGCACUGACACUUUGGGAUGUUUCGAUGAAGCAGAUACCAAGGAAAUACCAAAGAUAGCGCGCAAUAUUGUUUGUGGAUAUGCAACUAGCAGUGGGGUUAGUGCUUUUGAAGUUCGUGGAGAAAAGAAUGGUAUCUUCAUGAAGCAUUUGUUGCAGCAUAUAGCUGAUGAAACAACAGUUCUUGAAAUGUUAACAAAGACAUUCCAGGAAGUCUCAAAUGAUACUAGGAUUUGUGAUGUGCAGAUUCCGGAACUAAAGUCAAAUUUGAUCUUACCUCGUGGAUUACGAGAUCCACUUGUUUGCCAUGGUCAUACGACAUCUUUCAAUUGUCAUACUUUCUACUGGCGUUAUAUGCAUGAGUUGCCGAAUCCGAUAAAUGUACGAUUUAUGGAUCAAAAUAUGCUUGUUAUGAUUUGGUACGACUACGUUGGACAUUUCACAAACAAAGUGUACAUAUUUAGUAGUGUUAGUGAUCUAUCUGCUGAAAACAAUACGGAAAGUUUGAAACCAUUGCCUACCAAAUUUUCAUAUAUUGCACAUUUACGUUUUUCCAAGCAUGUCGAUGUAUCGACAGAAAGAAUAAUAGAAGAUGAUGACGAUGGUAUUUCAGUAUGUGUAAUGCUAUCAAAUUUGCAGCGCUUUAAAGGAACUAUAUCGUGCUCGAUAGAUCUUGCAACUCGCAAAGAUAAUGUAGUGAUAGCGUCGAAAAAUAAUUUGUCACUAGGUGAUAUAUUGGUUACAAGGAUUUAUAGGAGUGAUGGCGGUUCUCAAGCUAAGUUACCGGAUGAUCUGGAAACAGCACGAGCGAUCAUCGAAAGCUUAACACGACAGUUAAAGGUGAUUCAUGACGAUGUAACAUCGAAUUUGCUGCUUCUCCAGAAACGAAUCCAACACACUCAUCAGAGGACACAAGAUGCCAUGCGCAUGCUUGAAGAUCGACUGGACAAUAUUGAAGCAACCUGGACCAAGGAAUUAGAGGACCAGCACAAACGCUGGCUCGAUAAAUAUAAUCGAUUAGUGAGAGAGGCGGAAAAUACUUGUCCGUUAAAGAAAGUAUCAUCCAAAGCUUCAGUAAAACAUAGUAUUGAGAAUGUAAAAAUUUCAAAGCAACAACUUGAAAGUCUUAAUCGUCGUGUUAAGAAGGUCAAUGAAGGAAUCGGUGAAUUGGAAAAAGUCGUAGAUUGCACAAAAAACUUUGAUGAGAAGCUGCGUCUCGACAAACAGAAGAUCAGGGAUAUUGAUGCUCGAGUAAUGAUUGAACUCUUUAUUGAAGGAAAAAAACCACCGAAAUAUCUGUUGAAUGCGUUAACAAAGAAAGAGCAGAAGUUAAAUAUUGAACUCACCAAACAAAUGAAUAUUCAUUUUCGCAAACCUUUCCUUCAAAUGACAGAUGAACGAUCCGAGAAAAGUCUUUAUGGUGUUUGUGAAGUAAUCGAUGGCUACAAAAAAACGAUUGAAAAUUUGGAUGAAGCACUGCGAACACUGGAACAAAUUAAGAGUGCACCAGCAAUGAAAAGUAUUAAAAGUCCAAUUCAAAGUACACCAUCGGUGGAUGAAAUUGAUGAAAUUACCAUUCUUAUGAAACGUUUCCUCGCUAAACUUCAUGUUCAGCUGGAAUCAGUUCAUUUACAUGGCAACCAAAAAUCAAGCACUCAGGUAGGUAUUGAUAAGAAUGCAUUGUUGAUGAGCAAUAACAGUGAUUUUAAAUCAGGAAAGUCGAAGGAGAUAACGACUAGCACGUCACCAAAUCGUGGUACCACUUCUGGUUUUGACCCAACUCCACUCAAUACUUCACAAUCCGUACCGACUGGAUCGCCAACUUCGUCCGCACAUUCGCAGUUUAUGGUUUUGAAAUCGGAAGUUGGAAGGGAAGGAAUGAUUACAGCUAAAGAAAAGUCAGAACAAAUCCUAAGCGACAAAAAGAAAUAG